UCGCUCUAGUAUUUUGCCAGAAACAGAAAAAAGGUUCGAUUAUUUUCGAUUUCGAAUAAUCGAAGGUUCGAAUAUUUUCGAUUUCGAAUAAUCGAAGGUCGAUUAUGUUCGAUUUCGAAUAAUCGAAUUUCGAUUAUUCGAAUUUUAAUCGAAAUCGGUGCAUGCCUAUUCUGAACCUAAAAGCACGCAGUAAAGCGCUUUCAAAAGUCACGUGCCAUGAUUUUGUAGAACUGGCAGCUCUGUGAUCGAGAUCUGCAAGGUGAUGUCUGAUUAUGUCGAGUUUGGGCCAAUAUGCUUUUCAGCACAGAUUUCUGAAAAGCACAUUGAUCUUGAAUUCUUAUGCAUGUUUUGUCUAGCUAAAGCAACAUCUUUAUAUCUGUUAAUGCUUUUCAGAUCUUCUCCUUCACAUAUUCAUGAACAGGUGGUGUUAUGCUAUACUCUCUUACUAUUGACUGACUACCGAAAAAAGAAUGUAGUUCUCAUCAUUACUGACAUGCCCAUCAAUCAACUCGUAAAAUAUUUUCUUAUAAACAGGAAAAUGUUUAACAAUAAAAAUGUCUCUUUUCAAAGAUAACAUAGAAGAGAAACUAAAGAAGACAUUUUUUACUGUUCAUCAACGACUAUCCAUUUAUGCAAUGACUUUACUGUGGGAUAGUUACACGUUAAUCAAAGAUUUUGUUAGAUCAGGUUCCGGUUACAUUUUCUCACUCAGUGCAGAUCUCUACUUUGUGGUAUAUGAAACAAAACUUCUUCGUUUGGAGCUCAGGUGGGAAGUAUGAGAAAGUUGUUUUGAAACAAAAAACGAAUGUUUCCAUCGUUUUGUAUUUCUUUUUUAAAUUGGCAAGACUUUUUCACAUGAAUCUUUGCUCUUCAAAAAUCGGUAGAUCAUUAAUAAAAUUUUGAAGAGCAUUUAUUAACUACAAAAUUGAAGUUAAGGAGAUAAAACUGGCAGACGAUUUUUAAAAAUCAUUCAAUAUUCGCAGUGAAUGUGAAAUCUUAAUAACACUCACGUGCCUAAGUUAUUUUUUGACACUCUAUCUCAUUGUGCACUUAACAUAUAUUUUUAAAAGAUAAUAAAGUCGAGAUUUUAUGCUUUUAGAAAUUGAGUCAUUGUAAAGACUAUAUUUACAUAUUACACGCCUCUUAGUUUGUUCAGAGAUGUUUGUCACCAUAAACUAAGUAAGCUUUCACAAAAUUAUAAAGACAUUAUCGCACACUAGUAUAGUGGCUGCAGUUUAGACAUAUGCACGGGUACCGUUUUCGUACCUGUAUCUGACCCAAUCUAAGAAAUUUGUACACGUAUGUCAAGUUAUUAUUACGGUCUCAAGAAAACCUGAUGCAUUUUAGCUAAAAUCUUGUAUAUUUCCAUUAAAAUUUUGUGGUUUCUACUAAAACCUUCCGGUUUUCGGAUAAAUUAAAACAAAAACAGAACCCGUAUCCGUAAACGCUCUACUCGUACCCAGCCUUUGGGUCGGAUCGUGUACGGGUUGCACAUCUCUAAUUCAGUCAGGUAGAAAAAUCGAAAACGGAACAGGAUGGUUCCUAAGUUAUGGUUUCGUCAAGGUUCCACUUAAUUGUUCUAAAUAUUCUAUAAUAAGAUUGUAGUUAGAUCUUUUCUGCAAGAAUAAAUCUAUUUGCGAAAGAAAAUCUGUCUCUAGAAGCAGCAAAAAGUAUAAAACUUUAGGAUAGAAGAAGAACGAAGUAAUAUUUGGUUUCAAGGAUCAAAAGAUCAAACAAAACACUUACCUCAUUACGAAUUACCUUGGUAGAAGAAUUUUUGUAUGGUAUCCAAUGCUUCGGUGACUUGAAAAAGAGAGCUCGUAUCGAUUCAUCAAUAGCCUCGUCCGAGUAUUUUUUUUUCCAAUUUGCACAGAAAUCCAUGUCCGCAUUCGACAGUACCAAUGCCACAUUUAAAUAAAUCAGUAAUAUGCAGCUGUGCUCAAAAUGUGGGGAUAUAUUUUGCUAGUAGAAAACGUUCGCUUACCAGUCAAUGUAAAAUAUAAAAGUAUAUCGAGAUAGAGCACAUGAUGACAAAGCUACACUUCUGAAAUUUUCUUUUAAGAAAUGUUAAGUUAUAUUUUCGUUUUCUUUUGACAUUUGUAUAUCAAAAUGCAGAAAAGUUCAAAAAGCGAGAAUUAGAAUAUUUAAUAUCAAAUUUGUUGGCAAAAUGUUUUAAAUUUUUUAUGGCAUUAUCCGCAGAAUCACGUUUUACAUUGACAGAACCAGCUGAAACGACUACAUUUGUUGAGGAUCCAGCAUCUGUGACAGUUCCACUUGUAUAUUAUGGUAACCGUUUAACGAUCAACAAGAGCGUUGAGCCUCUUUCGUAUGAACCAGCUGAUAAAAAAAUUGUUUCUCAAAUUACCAAUCAAAUUGUCGUAGAUCAUAUCGUUAAUGCAAUGGGUGCAAGCAGUCAAGGUCUUAUAUGCGAUACUCAUUUGGCAAUUGCUGUACAUAAUGAUAAUCAUCUUCAUACAAUGGCACCCGAAUGCAAAGAACUGGCGGAAAAAUUUGCUCGAGCAAUAGAUUCAACAAAAACUGGCGAAGAAGUAUCGAUAGAGAGUGUUAAAGCCUUACGUCGAAAAUGGUGUGGUUCAUUACCAUCGUUCAUGAUGAAAUUUGAUUUGCCAACUUACGAAUGCAAAAGUAUUCUUGAAACUUUGUUUCAAAAAGCGAAGACAAUCUGGUUAGAAAGUAGGGAUCAGAAUAUUAGUUAUCAACCCUAUCGUCCAACUUCUAUAUUAGCAUCGAAUAUAAGAACAAGACGUCAUGAUGAUCAAGAAUUCAAGAAAUGGCUCGCUAAUAAUAAAGACCUUUUCUCAUCAUCAACACUCGACGACAACUCCUCAUCUCCAUCCCAAACCAUAGAAAAUAAACUAGAAAAUUCAGCGCUAAAAAAUGCAGAUUCAACUACUGUUGAUAAAAAUACAGUUUCGAAAAAACGAACUGCAAAGAAAAAUAUUUCUGCUACAACAAGCUCUCCAGAACCAACAGACAAUAUUGAAACAUCAUCCGAAACUAUGUACAGGAAAGAAAUACCAGGAAUGUUAAAAAAACCCGAUUCAGCUACUACUGAUAGCUCUUCGAGAAAGCAGAUGGCUAGAAAAAGUGUUCCGUCAACGACGAACGCUCAAGAAUCAAUGGUCCUAUCUUCUGGUGUUAACAGCGCAACAACGAAUCGUAACAAUGAACCGUUGAUCAAUUCAUCUUGCGUAGAACGAAAACCAACAGCAUCGUCAUCAUCAUUUUCCUGUACUCCAUGUGCGAUCUCUUAUCAUGAAGAUUUUGUAAUCACUGGAAUGAAAGCAGUUACUAGUAAAGUUAAAUUUACUUUAGGAAUUUCCAAUAAAGAAGUACCAUUUUACUCAGUUGAUCUUAAUGGCGAUCCAUCUGUCGAUAGUAGUCCAGUCGAUAAAAUUUUUACUAACAUACUAAAACAAGAUCAAUUUAGCAGAAAAUUAAGCAGCACAACAGCUGAUCAAAUUCAUUAUGACAAACAAACUCAUGGUCCAUUAAGUUUACGUGUAACUUAUGGAUCUAUUUAUUUUAAAUUAGAUGAUCAACAGCAACAACCGAAAAAAAUUGGCGAAAUCAAUCAGUGUAUAAAUAAUAAACAAAAUAGGCUUGAAACUUAUUUUAUACCUGAAAGUAGAAACACACUUUCUGCACAAAGACCACUCGAUGACGAUCCCGAGUCAACGUAUACUUACAUUCUAGAAUGUAAAUCAGAAUCUUCACCAUCCGGUUUAUUAGCAUUAACAUUUGACUUCAAAAAGACACUGAAAUCAUUUUUGAUUAUUUAUCUGUGGUCAAAAUCAUACGCAAGACGAUCAAAUGGUAAGCCAGAUCAAAUUUAUGAAAUUAUAUCGACAAUUGAAUAUGAUAAACAAUCAUCCAUGUUUAGUGAACUUGUAAAAAACGUCUUUGUUGAUGAAAUUAAAGUCGAAAAACUCCUGACGGGUAAAUCUCCUCUAUUGAAGCCUAUUGGAAAAAUGUUGAAAGUCAGUGUUCAACUAUUAUCGUUAAAAAGAUUAAAACGACUAUUGGCUAAUGAUCUCCCUCAAUGGACUUUGGACACGGAUGUAGAAAAUUGUUACUUCAAUGCGUGUACACAUAUAUAUUCUUUGGACAACGACGAAGAUGAAAAAAUUAAAACAUUGGAAACACUAGAAUUUUUAGCCUAUCCAAUAACAUUCGCAAACAAAACUAAAUUAAAAAAAUUAUUUGAGAUUGGUGAGCAGUUUUUAGAAGGAAAUAAAUAA
This is a messenger RNA of Didymodactylos carnosus, 4262 nucleotides long. The record is from the annotation of a GenBank genome assembly. Lineage: Eukaryota; Metazoa; Rotifera; Eurotatoria; Philodinida; Philodinidae.